Messenger RNA from Blumeria graminis f. sp. triticale, 2391 nucleotides. The record is from the annotation of a GenBank genome assembly. Lineage: Eukaryota; Fungi; Ascomycota; Leotiomycetes; Helotiales; Erysiphaceae.
AUGCACCCGUUCUCCGUACUAACUCUUGCAAUUUUCGUAGCUGGCUACAUAACUGCUCGGUGGGAUCUUGUCACCCGACUCUAUGAGCUCGCCAUCUUCGCCUGGGAUCAUGGAGUUGUAACACGCACGGCGAAAGGAUUUACGCUAUUAUCAAUUUUAUUUUUCUUGUUUUUCAUACCCAUUGAAAGACUGGCAUCCAGAGAGACAGCGUUGGCUCGUUUUGAGGCUUUGCUCUCUUCCAAUUACCCUGCCAUGUCCGAACAAGAUGGUCUUAUGAGAAUAUUUUGGCCCACGGGUAUACCAAGAAUCGAUUAUCCCGGUGUGAUAGUUGGCUGGAGAAACUCUGGGCUAGAUUUAUUUGUUACUGCAAUUCUGGAAGAUGUUGAUGCGACAAGCGUUGAGCAAGCUCUAAAGACGGGAACACUGACACAAAAUUCAUCUCAUCCUGUGGCAAGGAUUUUUGAAUUGUGUGGUCAAAAUUCGAUUCAAGUAUUAGGGGUCCUAAACAUGCCAAAAGUAGGAGUUGAAACUUUGCAGAUUCAUGCAACAAUUGAUUCUACAUCAGGUCUGCCAAAAAUAUUUUGCGCCAGGGCAUCUACACUUCAGAUUAUAUUGUACAAACGUCCUUUACCCACCAGGAUGCAAUAUGUUUCACUAAAGCCAAUUACUCUAGCCUUGGGGGAUAAAGGUGAAGCUGAAGAUUUAGCUAGCAGGAGCAGUUAUACAGGAGAUGAAGAAGAAGAAUCUAAUAGCAAAAAAAUGUCGCAAAAUCUGGUAGAAAAGUUGAAGCUCCAUACUGUCAUUAAGCAUCCAGCCUCCGCGAAAGAGCGUGCCCUACUCAAGAUUGUCAACCAGAUUAAUUGCUCCUGGGAGCUAAAUAGACUUCUUCAAAAAAAUAUUUCGUCUGUGGGAACACGUAUGAGACGAAGUCUUAGCGUAUCUGAGAGAGUAGUCGAAUCGGCGGUGACAAUGAGAGAUAUAAUCCUUACAGUGUCGUGGCAAUUAAUUAAAAGCUAUAUCUAUCCCACAAUUAGGCGAUUUUUUAUUAUUGUAUUACUAUGUCACAGAGUAUUAGCUGAGGCUCUCCUUCUACUUUUAGAAUGGAGAGCGAAGCCAGACUAUGCUGCACUGAAGGAUAUUUCGGCCACUGCCCAGCAGGUAGAGAUCCGACUUCUUCAGUUUUGUUAUUGGCCACUGCAGUAUGUCACUCUACGAAGACGUAAGAAUGACUGGGAGAGCGUCACGAACAGUCAUUCCGACUAUAUUAGAUUCUAUAAUAGCCUUUGGCUAGUCGCAAAUGAUGUUAUCAUUGGUAUUGCGCUAGGCUCAUACAUAAUCGAUAACGCUUCUUGGGUAGCUGAAUCAAUUAGUAGGAUUCUAAGCCUAUAUUCAAUUGCAGCUCUUCAAACAACAAUAUCAUGGUUGAUGGACUGGCCUGCUGGACUCAAGCUCAAUAACGAGCUAGCUGCCUUUCUCGGAGAUCUAUUUUUAUGGGUCAUCGACUACUGGUCAAGUUGUUUUGAAACUCUAAGACCAGCCCUGCCACACAUUAUUUGGUUUAUUGGCAUCUCCAGUUUUGCUGGAGCUAGCAUGCCUAUUGCCCUCUUAUCUGAUCUCAUCUCUAUUUUAACGCUACAUAUUUACUCGUUUUAUAUGGCAUCUGCUAGAAUUUUCAACUGGCAAUACACCAUUCUACUCUCACUAUUUCAGCUCUUCCGUGGGAAAAAGCACAACGUCCUCCGCAAACGCAUAGAUUCUUGCGAUUAUGAUCUUGACCAGCUACUCCUUGGUACUAUUCUAUUUACUUUACUCUUUUUUUUACUGCCAACUGUUGUAGUAUUUUACUUUACAUUUGCAUGCUCUCGUAUGACGAUUAUAUCAUUGAAAGCUAUUUUGGAUACCAUGCUCGCAUGCUUAAACCAUUUCCCUUUAUUUGCCCUAAUGCUACGAAUCAAGGACCCUCACAGACUUCCAGGAGGGAUUAGAUUUGAACUUCAAGAUACCCCACCUGAUGCAGAGCAAACCCAGAGCACACAUAAAUCGAAGUUUUAUCCCCUUCAUGUAUCACACCCGACUUCUUACAUUUAUUUGAAGUCAACUCCUCUAACCUUCCGCGCAAUGUUUCAUCAAUAUUUUCAACUAGGUCAUCGUAUCCGCAAACACUACUUGUCACCUCGUGUUCUUUUGUGCCUAGCUACUGGAAAAUUUGUUCCGCCUAUUCACCGCAAAAAUCUGUACUCUUUGCAGUAUAGUAUGUUGCCUACUCAUCGUGCAAGUAUUUUAGAUAUUUGGACUAUUUUGACGAAGAAUGAAACAAUCAAAAAAUCUAGUCCUGGAUUCAAUGGUAGAGUACAUGGAAAGAAAUCAAAUGGACACGGGAGACGUAACUAA